GACCUCAUAACCUGAAAAGAAGCAAAGGCAUGCCCAGAAGGAAGGUGUGAGAGAGAUCAUGGCAUUCACAUUGGAGAUGGAGACCAGUAGCAACGGCAGCCGAGGCUGUGGAAGUGAAGAGUAUGAGCACCACCACCACCACCACCACCCCCGGCACCAGGCGGCGUUGUCCGUCGAGUUGCAGAAGGCGGUGCCGGCGCCGUUCCUGACCAAGACGUACCAGCUGGUGGACGACCCGCGCACCGACCACAUUGUGUCGUGGGGAGAAGAAGAAGCCACCUUCGUCGUCUGGCGGCCGCCCGAGUUCGCCCGCGACCUCCUCCCCAACUACUUCAAGCACAACAACUUCUCCAGCUUCGUCCGCCAGCUCAACACCUAUGGAUUCAAGAAGAUAGUGGCGGAUAGAUGGGAGUUUGCAAACGAGUACUUCAGAAAAGGAGCGAAGCACCUCUUAUGCGAGAUCCACCGCAGGAAAACCCCACAACACCAAAGCCACGACCACACUCCUCCGCCGCCGCUGCCCCAUUUCUUCCAACCGGUCGAUGAGAACCUCUGCUGGCCGUCGGCCGACCCGCCUUUCCCGCCGCAGCCGAAGCCACUCCCUCACGGCGACGUCCUCGCCGUGCUGACAGAAGACAACCAGAGGCUACGGAGGAAGAACCUGAUGCUCCUCUCGGAGCUCACCCACAUGAAGAGUCUCUACAACGACAUCAUCUACUUCAUCCAAAACCACGUCAAGCCACUGCCUCACGAUCCGGCGAACAACCACAACGACCACCUCGACAGCAUCAGUGUCCCCAAGCUCAUCGAGCUGGAUUCGGAUCAAGAAGGCGACACCUGCUCGCGGAUGGCGAGGCUCAAGAAGGCCGGGCGCUCGGGUGAGGAGGCCGGCAGAGGCAGUAAUUUCAAGCUCUUCGGGGUGUCCCUGAGCGGCAAGAAGAGGCUGCACCCGGAAAAGAUCGAUCGACAAGAGCUACAACUGUAAUAAUUCGUGAGCUAGGGAAAAAUAACGGCAGUCAUCUCAAAGUUUAGUUUUCAUUGUCGGAUUAGGGAAUGCACUAACUUAUUAGAGCGAGAUCAAUCGAAGUUGAAAAGUAUCAACUUCAUGAUAGAUCGAAUCUGUAACGUUUGGACCUCUUGAGUUAUCAUAUGCUCGCUUAGGCUAUCUUGCUCCGUGAAGUUAUCAGGUAAAUUUCGUCCUUGAUG
Eucalyptus grandis is the source of this 1206-nucleotide messenger RNA. Its product is annotated as heat stress transcription factor B-4b. Gene Ontology annotation, cellular component: nucleus. The transcript has 2 exons. Gene Ontology annotation, biological process: regulation of transcription by RNA polymerase II. The coding region runs from base 59 to 985 and encodes 308 amino acids. Lineage: Eukaryota; Viridiplantae; Streptophyta; Magnoliopsida; Myrtales; Myrtaceae. Gene Ontology annotation, molecular function: DNA-binding transcription factor activity; RNA polymerase II cis-regulatory region sequence-specific DNA binding. The record is from RefSeq and is a predicted model, not a curated record.